This is a messenger RNA of Cajanus cajan (pigeon pea), 1692 nucleotides long. Its product is annotated as protein DEFECTIVE IN MERISTEM SILENCING 3. The record is from RefSeq and is a predicted model, not a curated record. Lineage: Eukaryota; Viridiplantae; Streptophyta; Magnoliopsida; Fabales; Fabaceae.
UAAACUUCAAAUGUCAGAGAAGUUGAACGAAAUUACGGGGCGACCACUGCUAACUGCAAAGCACUUGUAUGUUAGGAUUUAAGAUUCCUAAAAAGCAGAGUUCGGAUAUUUGGUACUUUUGAAAGCAAAGAAGAGAGAGAAAGUGUUAGGGAUCACAACACGCUUCUCUCAUGUCUCAACCCAACCACACGGUCUAGCAACUUGGGACUCAACCCAUUCCCACAACUCAAUUUUAAAUCUUAGGUUGAGAUUUUGAAGUUUUUGCAGAAUAAGGGUUUCCAGGAAACCAAACGUGUAAAUGCGAAUCUAAACAAUGACAAAGAGAGAUGUAAGAAUAUGAUCAGGCAGCAUGAAGAUAACCUUAAGUUCCUUAAUUCACAAUCUAAUCGCUUACACGAAUCAAUACUUGACUUGCAAGUAAGUCUUGGAAGGUACCAUUCAAGUAGUAUAAUUACAUCGGAGAAUGGAAAUGGUGCCUUUCAUACUGAAGAGGAAACAGUGGAACAGAUACUGAAGAAAGAGAACUCUGCUGCCAGCCUAUAUAGUUGGCUAAAAGCUAAUGCUCAGACAUCAAAUUUGGCAUUAACAAAGGAUGUUGUGGGAGUUGUCGCAACCCUUGCAAAAGUUGAGAGUGAUGAUCUUAGCAGAAUCCUUUCUGAGUUUUUGGGCUUGGAGACAAUGCUUGCAAUUGUCUGCAGUACUUAUGAGGGCGUUAAUGCACUGGAGAAGUAUGAUCCAGAUGGCUUGAUAAAUUUUAACAGUGGAUUGCAUGGUAUUGGAUCUUCAAUUGGAAAGAGAAUAAAUGGCCGAUUUGUUGUCAUAUGUCUUGAAGAUUUAAGACCCUUUGUUGGAGGUUUUGUAGCCGAUGAUCCACAAAAGAAGUUGGCUCUUCCAAAGCCAAGAUUACCUAAUGGGGGGCACCCACCUGGGUUUCUUGAUUACGCAGUGAACAUGAUUCAUUUGGAUUCAAAAUAUUUAUCUUUUUUUACUGCCAGUGGGCUCGGUCUUAGAGAGACUCUGUUUUAUGGCCUUUUUUCUCAGCUACAAAUAUAUAAAACCCGGGAUGAAAUGCUGCUUGCUCUCCCAUGCAUCCGUGAUGGAGCUUUGUCAUUGGACGGUGGGAUGAUUAGGAAAUGUGGUAUGUUUGCUCUUGGUAGUGGGAAAGAAGUAGAAGUGAAGUUUCCUCUACUCUCUGGAGAAUCUAAUGUACCACCGAAUUAUAUUGAAGCCGAAGAUGUGGUGAGGAAGCUGAAAUGGGAAAACACUAAACUUGACGCUGAUAUACAUAGAGAGCAGCAAUUAUUAGAUUACAGAAAAGGAAACUUAACUAGGCACGCCUGAAAAGUUACUAAAAGUUACUUAUGGAAAGUUACUUUGCAAGACAUGGUAGCUAGCAACUAACCACAUCCAAUUGUGUGCAUUAUUAGCUGUUAAUUUAAAGACAUGACUAAUGAGGAGUAUGUCCAAAAGAAAGUAGAUAGUUAUGCAUAGACAUAACAUAAUGAAUUUUUUUGAUGUAACCUAAAAUUUAUGUUACUCAAAAAGAACAUGUCUUGUCACAUGAUCAUAUCCAAAUUCUUAUAAUCUCACUUUUGUCUUCUAAUUCCAUCUCUUUAUCUAAUAAAAACACGAGGAACUUUCAUUUUCAAUUGUUCAUGUGCAGGACCAAUAAUUAAAAAAAAAAAAAAAAAU